Messenger RNA from Amoebophrya sp. A120, 2100 nucleotides. Lineage: Eukaryota; Dinophyceae; Syndiniales; Amoebophryaceae. The record is from the annotation of a GenBank genome assembly.
AUGGAUGGCAUUCACCAGGUUGAGACCGUGUCCUCUGUGGCGACCUUAGGACCCAUCCUUCGGGAGCCGACUGUGGUGAAUCAGCCCACGGAAGUGGAUCGACGGGAGGAGUUGCUGGCGCGCCGGGUAACCGAGGGUCCACCCGGAGCGGGCGCACAGGUCAUUGCGCGCACCGUGAAUCCCAGCGCUGCAGACGUGUAUGCCGGUGCGGUACCUGCAGCUUCAAAUGGCGCGGCGGGUAGCACGACUUCUUGAAGUUGUACCUGAGCUGAUUCAUGAUCAGGGUCCUUGCCGAGGGCAGUUCCUAUCAAAUUUGUUCGGUUUUGUGUCUGUGACCGAACUUGAUUUUGUUGGACAACGACAGACAGUUACUCGCAGGCCAUGAGAGGCGAGCAAAGGGUUGAUUUUGUUGGACAACGAACAAUAGAGGAGCAACGGAUUGCGCCAUAAUGAAACUACGUACAGACGCUCUGGCAACUGCAUACUGAAAAUGGAUGUACUUCUUGAGAGAGGACUUCUCCGUGAAAUUGAAAUUCAAAAUUCAAAACAAGGUCUAGCUUUCACGGACGCUGAUGCAGAGCGGCAAGACCUUUUGUUGCGCAUACACAGCCAGGAUGCGCGCAUUUUGGAACUGAGACGACGGUGCAAGGCAGAGCGUGAGCAAAAGUCUAGAACGCUAGACGAGCUCAGGAAGCGCAUGCUCGCGCUGGAAAGCAUUGUGGUAAAGAACGCUACAUGACACUUUGUUUGACUGUAUUUUAAUCAUGCUAAUUAUCGCAUAAGUCGAGAAAAUAAAAAAGCGCAAAAUUUGCUUUUGGUUUUGGCAUCAACAUCACGUCUUUGCUCGUUAUCGUGCCUUCCGUGGUCAGCCGGGCAAUCUAAAUCAACACAGCUUGCCAGCAGGCUGGUACCCGUGAACGAGCCUCCAGCGCAGAAGGCCCCAACAGGCGGAAAAGAUCUUUUUCUGGAGCGAAAGACGACGCAAAAGUAUACAGCUUUUCUGGACUUCCAUCGCCUUGGCCUCCUGAAAAUACCGCAUUAAAACUUUUGUCUUGGAAACUUUCCGGUUUACAAGCUGUGCCGUUGAGUUUGCAUAACUAUUGCUAUUCAUCCGAGACCGGUGAAGUGCUUAAAUGCUAGAAGUAUCUUUUGCCCAUUUAUUACACAGAAUACCGGUGGGAACGCGACCAGCGGGUGGGACUGCGAGUGCGCCGGCGCAAGAAGGGAUGCAGCAGCCCCUGACAAAAACGACAGAUUUUUUCGGGCGACCCCUCGGGCCGAAGAGCGCAAAUACCCGAAAUAUCGGCACCAUGGCAAACGACUACAGCGUAUCGAAUGCAAAAAUGUCUGGGUCUGGAAGAAUGCAAGUUUGUGAUGCUUGUCUGGCAUGACUCGAGAAUCUGUGUUGCAUAGGCACGAAAGAGCCCUCUUAACUGUCAUGCGAAAAGGCAGUUUGCCAUGCGGAAUACGUAAGACAUGGCAGCCACAAAAUUUGUCAUGCAUAGCUGCGUAUUGCGGCGCGUCUAUCAUUCACUUUGAGCAUUACAAGUUUCCAGACCCAGACAUAUUUGCGAUCCAUACAGCGCGGCGCCGGACGGUCGCGGAGGCACGGUGUACAUCCGCACGCCACGCGGGGAGGGUGCUGCAGGAAGAGCAUAGAAAUAAUUCAGCGGAUCAUGUGGACCAACAGCGAAACGCCGCGACCACAGCUGCGAAGCGUUUUGUGCGGAAGCAUAGCACGACCCGGUGCGGGGCUUUUAGUUUUACAUACAACUUGUGGCUCGCGUCCUCUCGCCCGCGUCGUAUGACCCGGAGCGAUGGAGCGCAGGCGCACUCGCCGUUCGCCGAACCAAGCGCGAGUUGUGCUGUACGUAUGGAAUGCAUUUCCACUGCGCACCUACAUUGAUAACGGUUUCGAAGAAGAAAAAUUCGACCACUUGAUAGAGAAAGAGACCAAACGCAACGUUUUUGUUUUCCCAGGCGGCAGCACAAGCACUCCGGGGGCAAUGGAUGGUCCGCCCAUCGGUGCCUUGUAGGAGCUUCAUCUUCACUGUCACCACUCAUUGAACAGCAGCUUCGCAAGAGAGCUCUAUUCAACAU